This is a messenger RNA of Stylophora pistillata, 1060 nucleotides long. RefSeq lists its product as uncharacterized. NCBI's taxonomy places the organism in Eukaryota, Metazoa, Cnidaria, Anthozoa, Scleractinia, Pocilloporidae. The record is from RefSeq and is a predicted model, not a curated record.
AAUACCACGUUGACGUUCAGAACUAUGAUUUUUCAGACGUUUCUCAAUUGGGCCCUUUGUUUUGCGCUAAUUUUUGCGUCAAAAACCUUCGGAAAAAGAAGCUCUCCUGAGGAUGUGGAAAUCGAUAUAUUGCAACCUAACGUUAUGGCAAAAAGGGAGAGGUUUUGGUACAAGCCAUUUAGACAAACUAAGAGAGAUGAGGAGAACCUAUCCGAGGUUCGUUGCGGGCCUCACCCAAAAAUUGUACCGGUUGAAGAUGGAGAAGGAAACGCGCUAAACAUUCCCCAGUUUGUAUGGGUCAACCGCUGCCAAGGGGCUUGUAACCACGCUCUGGCCUGGGAGAAAUGCACAUCGACCAAAAACCGUACAAUUGAUGUCAUCAUGAAAACCUCUGGCUCGGGAAAACGAACCCUUCCCGUGAUAGAGCACGUGAAGUGCAAAUGUCAAUGUCACGUGCAAUGUAAUGCUACCGUUCACGAGCGUGACGUCGGAAACUGCCGCUGUAACUGUAAAACAAAAUGUAACGAUGACGAAAAUCAGGAGCUAGACACAUGUGCAUGUGUUCCUAGGAAUGGGAAGAGAAAUUUUCUGUAUCAAAUAUAUUGAAAACGCCAUUUUAGAUGUGAUAUAGAAUUCGAGUAGCUUUCGGAAUCCAAUUAGAACGCCGAAAAAAAGAACAGUUUUUCUUUUUCACUUUUAUAGCCAGGCAAUUAACGAAAAAAAUCCGAAAGAUAUGUUAAAAAAAGCAAAUAAAUGUAUGUAAUGCAACCCAGCUACCUAUUUUUGUACUUUUAAGGCCAAACACCUUGUACAAUGAUGUUUUAAUGUGAUUGGUAGCUGCCUACGAUAUGUGCUUCACUUAAAGAAAAAUAGAGUGUCUCCUUGCCUUCUUUCUUGUUCGCAUGGCGCAGAGUUGUGGUAUGGUAAACAGAAAAAAAUAAGUUAGCGUGAUUAUGUCGGGUAAAAAGUUGAACAGGAUCGGUUUAUUGGGAAUAAAAAGGGAGAAAAGCUCCUUUAGAGAUUUGAGAAUAGGAAAACAAUGGUCCAAAAGUCGAGCGCC